UUCAUAAUGUAUUUUUCUGGUCUUUUUCAUCUCGCGUUCUUCAUACCACUCUUUUGCACUCGAGUGAUUGCCGAUAACGCGCUGGCACGAGCUAGGACAGCUCUCGACACUCUUCAGACAUGGUAUGAUCCUACGACUGGACUUUGGACUACGCGACAAUGGUGGAAUUCAGCCAGCGCGAUGACAACAGUUGCAAACCUGGCGAAAGUUGACCCCUCAGUCAUGGAGGCCGCCCUAUAUGUAUUCAACAAUACCUACAAUCUCGCGCCAGCCUCCAAUCCACAUCCAGGUCCGGAAGUGAAGACCGUCUUCCAACGAAGAGAUCUCCUAUCAAGAGCGGGUGGUUCGGGAAAUGCUUCGAAGUGGUUGGAUUCGGCAUACGACGAUGAUGGAUGGUGGGCCCUUGCGUGGAUCGCUGCAUACGAUGUCACUGGGAGUGACGACUAUCUAGAGUUGGCAGAGGGGAUUUUCGCAGCUUUGACUGCUGCAUGGGGUACAAACUGUGGAGGUGGUGGUCUACCAUGGAACCCCACGAGUACUUAUGUGAAUGCUAUCACGAACGAGCUAUUUCUCUCGGUUGCAGCUCAUUUGGCCAAUCGUUCGCUAUCUAAGCGCGAUGAAUAUAUCAGCUGGGCGCAGAGGCAAUGGGACUGGUUUUCUGCCCAGGGAUUCAUGGGCGAGAACGACACUAUUAACGACGGACUCCUGGAUAACUGUCAAAACAAUGGCCAAAAUGUAUGGUCCUAUAACCAAGGCGUGGUACUUGGAGGUCUCGUGGAACUCAACAAGGCAGCACCCGACGCUACAUUGCUUGAAUCGGCCAAUGCAAUCGCUCAAGCCGCCAUUGAAACCCUUGCCAAUGCAAACAUGAUUAUCCAUGAUUCAUGCGAGCCGAAUAAUUGUGCUCCAGACGCAACUCAGUUCAAGGGCAUCUUUAUUCGCAAUCUAAGUAUGCUCCAGAAAGUGUCACCCAACCACAUUUACAAGCAAGUUAUCGACAGCUGUGCAAGGAGUAUUUGGGCGAAUGAUCGGAACUCGCAGAACCAAAUGGGCGUUGAUUGGGCGGGUCCCUUCCAGGGCCCGGCGGAUAUGUCAACUCAUAGCUCCGCGAUGGAUGCACUCGUUGCUGCUAUCUACGGGUAA
Penicillium subrubescens is the source of this 1143-nucleotide messenger RNA. RefSeq lists its product as uncharacterized. NCBI's taxonomy places the organism in Eukaryota, Fungi, Ascomycota, Eurotiomycetes, Eurotiales, Aspergillaceae. Gene Ontology annotation, biological process: carbohydrate metabolic process. The transcript is spliced from 3 exons. The annotation marks the transcript as partial. The record is from RefSeq and is a predicted model, not a curated record.